Parnassius apollo (apollo) is the source of this 660-nucleotide messenger RNA. NCBI's taxonomy places the organism in Eukaryota, Metazoa, Arthropoda, Insecta, Lepidoptera, Papilionidae. The record is from the annotation of a GenBank genome assembly.
AUGCCGGACUAUCCAGCCUUCAUUGACCUGUCCCACAUCGUAUGGAUCAACAGUCACCUGCCGCAGAAGUACCAGCACAAGUGGCGUUUUCUUUUCUCCUCGCAUAUCCACGGUGAAUCUUUCUCGACUAUGGCUGGUCGAAUCAUUGACCAGGGUCCUUCGAUCCUCAUAAUCGAAGACACCAACGGCUAUAUCUUCGGUGGGUUCGCGGCCGUCGCGUGGUCGAUGGGGCCCAACUUCACCGGCACCGACGAGUCGUUUCUGUUCGCCGCCGCCCCCAGGAUGCGAAUGUACCCCGCCACCAAUUACAACGACCACUAUCAAUACAUUAAUCAUCACACUAAAACAUUGCCUAAUGGAUUGCUAAUGGGCGGGCAGUUCAACUUCGGCGGUAUCUGGGUGAACGCGGACCCAUUCGGCGAGGGUUCCUCUGCGGAGUCGUGCAGCACGUACCGCGGCUACCGCCGCCUCAGCAAGGAGCCCACCUUCCGCAUCCGCAGCCUCGAGCUCUGGGGCGUCGGGGACAAACCACUCACCGAGAAGGAAAAGGAGGAACGCGACGUGAGCGUGCUGGAUACGAACCCGGAGGCAAAGGCCAUCCUAGAGCUGGCGGGACGCACGCGACACAGCGAGGGCAUCCGGGAACCGCCACCUUUAUAA